Molecule: messenger RNA, 4619 nt
Organism: Lepus europaeus (European hare)
Lineage: Eukaryota; Metazoa; Chordata; Mammalia; Lagomorpha; Leporidae
Gene: SREBF2
Product: sterol regulatory element binding transcription factor 2
Exons: 19
Coding region: 143-3538 (1131 amino acids)
Biological process (GO): positive regulation of transcription by RNA polymerase II; positive regulation of cholesterol storage
Cellular component (GO): nucleus
Molecular function (GO): protein dimerization activity; RNA polymerase II cis-regulatory region sequence-specific DNA binding; DNA-binding transcription factor activity, RNA polymerase II-specific
Source: RefSeq, a predicted model, not a curated record
AGCGCAAACAUGGCGGCGGCUGGCACUGGCCGGUGAGGCGGUGCCGGGCGGGGGCUGUCGGGUGUCAUGGGCGGUGGCGACGGUACCGCCCCCGCGGAUCCCUGAGCGGGAGGGCCGGGGGACUUCUGCGCCGAGCCGGGCGAUGGACGAGAGCGGCGAGCUGGGCGGUCUGGAGACCAUGGAGACGCUCACGGAGCUGGGCGACGAGCUGACCCUGGGGGACAUCGACGAGAUGCUGCAGUUUGUCAGCAAUCAAGUGGGAGAGUUCCCGGACCUGUUCUCAGAGCAGCUAUGCGGCUCCUUCCCUGGCGGCAGCGGCGGCGGCGGCGGCGGCAAUGGCAGGGGCAGCAGUGGUGGAGCUGUGGACCCCUCAGUGCAGCGGUCAUUCAGCCAGGUCCCACUGUCUUCCUUCUCCCCCUCGACCACCUCCCCCCAGGCUCCAGCCCUGCAGGUCAAGGCCCCUCCUACGACGGUGCCCACCCCACCCAGGGCAGCGCCUGUGCUCCAGCCCCGCCCUCAGCCCCAGCCCCAGCCCCCGGCUCAGCUGCAGCCGCAGACGGUGAUGAUCACGCCGACGUUCAGCACCGCUCCCCAGACUAGGAUCAUCCAGCAGCCACUGAUUUACCAGAAUGCGGCCACCAGCUUUCAGGUCCUUCAGCCUCAAGUCCAAAGCCUGGUGACGUCCUCCCAGGUGCAGCCGGUCACCAUCCAACAGCAGGUGCAGACGGUGCAGGCCCAGCGGGUGCUGACCCAGACAGCCAAUGGCACGCUGCAGACCCUCGCCCCCGCCACUGUGCAGACGGUAGCUGCGCCCCAGGUGCAGCAGGUCCCGGUCCUGGUCCAGCCUCAGAUCAUCAAGACAGAUUCCCUUGUUCUGACCACACUGAAGACAGAUGGCAGCCCGGUCAUGGCUGCCGUCCAGAACCCGGCGCUUACCGCCCUCACCACCCCCAUCCAGACAGCCGCCCUUCAAGUACCAACCCUGGUGGGCAGCAAUGGGACCAUUCUGACCACGAUGCCUGUGAUGAUGGGGCAAGACAAAGUGCCCAUUAAGCAGGUGCCCGGGGGAGUCAAGCAGCUCGAUCCCCCCAAAGAAGGAGAAAGGCGGACGACCCACAACAUCAUCGAGAAGCGGUACCGCUCCUCCAUCAACGACAAGAUCAUCGAGCUGAAAGACCUGGUCAUGGGGACAGACGCCAAGAUGCACAAGUCUGGCGUUCUCAGGAAGGCCAUUGAUUACAUCAAGUACCUGCAGCAGGUCAAUCACAAGCUGCGCCAGGAGAACAUGGUGCUGAAGCUGGCAAAUCAGAAAAACAAGCUCCUGAAGGGCAUCGACCUAGGCAGUCUGGUGGACAACGACGUGGACCUGAAGAUCGAUGACUUUAACCAGAAUGUCCUCCUGAUGUCCCCCCCGGCCUCCGACUCGGGGUCCCAAGCGGGUUUCUCCCCCUACUCCAUCGACUCAGAGCCAGGAAGCCCCCUGCUGGAUGAUGCAAAGGUCAAAGAUGAGCCGGACUCCCCUCCUGUGGCGCUGGGCAUGGUGGACCGCUCCCGCAUCCUGCUGUGCGUCCUCACCUUCCUGGGCCUCUCCUUUAACCCCCUGACCUCGCUGCUGCAGUGGGGCGGGGCCCACGACGCUGACCAGCACCGGUCCCCCGGCUCCGGCCGCAGCGUCCUCUCCUUGGAGUCAGGUCCCACGGGCUGGUUUGACUGGGUGAUGCCGACGCUGCUGCUGUGGCUGGUCAAUGGUGUCAUCGUCCUGAGCGUCUUUGUGAAGCUGCUGGUCCAUGGGGAGCCGGUGAUCCGGCCACACUCGCGCUCCUCCGUCACCUUUUGGAGGCACCGGAGGCAGGCGGACCUGGACCUCGCCAGGGGGGAUUUCGCAGCUGCCGCCGCCAACCUGCAAACCUGCCUGUCAGUUCUGGGCCGGGCGCUGCCCACCUCCCGCCUGGACCUGGCCUGCAGCCUGUCCUGGAACGUGAUCCGCUACAGCCUGCAGAAGCUGCGCCUGGUGCGCUGGCUGCUCAAGAGGGUCUUCCAGCGCCGGCGAGCCCCCCCGGCCACCGCAGCCGGCUUCGAGGACGAAGCUAAGACGAGCGCCCGGGACGCUGCCCUGGCCUACCACAGGCUGCACCAGCUGCACAUCACAGGGAAGCUUCCGGCAGGGUCCGCCUGCUCGGACGUACACAUGGCUCUGUGCGCUGUGAACCUGGCCGAGUGCGCAGAGGAGAAGAUCCCGCCAAGCACGCUGGUCGAGAUCCAUCUGACGGCUGCCAUGGGGCUCAAGACGCGGUGUGGAGGCAAACUGGGCUUCCUGGCCAGCUACUUCCUCAGUCGAGCCCAGAGUCUCUGUGGUCCCGAGCGCAGUGCCAUUCCCGAUUCCCUGCGCUGGCUUUGCCACCCCCUGGGCCAGAAGUUUUUCAUGGAGCGGAGCUGGUCGGUGAAGUCGGCUGCCAAGGAGAGUCUGUACUGUGCCCAGAGGAACCCAGCCGACCCCAUCGCCCAGGUGCACCAGGCCUUCUGCAAGAACCUGCUGGAGCAGGCUGUGGAGUCCUUAGUGAAACCUCAGGCCGAGAGGAAGACUGGAGACCAGGAAGAAGACAGCUGUGAAUUCUCCAGCGCCCUGGAGCACCUGAAGUUGCUGCACACCCUCGUGGACUCCGUGGGGAUGGUGACCCCGCCCUUCUCCUGUAGCUCAGUGCUCAAGUCGGCCCUCGGUCCAGACGUCGUCUGUCGGUGGUGGACAUCCGCAGUGACCAUGGCCAUCGGCUGGCUGCAGGGAGACGACGCAGCUGUGCGCUCUCACUUUGCUGAAGUGGAGCGGGUCCCCAAGGCCCUGGAAGUGGCCGAGAGCCCCCUGGUGAAAGCCGUCUUCUACGUCUGCAGAGCCAUGCACGCCUCGCUCUCCGGGAAGGCAGACGGGCAGCAGAAUUCCUUCUGCCACUGCGAGAGAGCCAGCAGCCACCUGUGGAGCAGCCUCAACGUCAGCGGGGCUACCUCUGACCCCGGCCUCAACCACGUGUUCCAGCUGUUCACCUGUGACCUGCUCCUGUCGCUGCGGACAGCGCUCUGGCAAAAGCAGGCAGGCGCCAGCCAGGCCCUGGGUGAGACCUACCACGCAUCAGGCUCCGAGCUGGCAGGCUUCCAGCGGGACCUGGGCAGCCUGCGCCGGCUAGCACACAGCUUCCGCCCAGCGUACCGCAAGGUGUUCCUGCAUGAAGCCACCGUGCGCCUGAUGGCGGGGGCCAGCCCCACCCGCACACACCGACUGUUGGAGCACAGCCUGCGGCGCCGCAGCACCCAGAGCACCAAGCACGGAGAGGUGGACGCCUGGCCCGGUCAGCGAGAGCGGGCCACCGCCAUCCUGCUGGCCUGCCGUCACCUGCCCCUCUCCUUCCUCUCGUCCCCGGGCCAGCGGGCGGUGCUGCUGGCCGAGGCGGCCCGCACCCUGGAGAAGGCAGGCGACCGGCGCUCCUGCAGUGACUGCCAGCAGAUGAUCGUCAAGCUGGGCGGCGGCACGGCCAUCGCCGCCUCCUGACCGCCCGGUCCCGGCUCCGGCCCGGCCCCCCCAGGCUGCUCCCUCUGUCCCUGUCUCUCCGUAUUCUGAGAGCUGGGGGGGAUGGGCCUUGUCUCUUGAGCUGUCACCGUGACCCGAGGCCUUUGGCUCACCUCAGGCCAGUGCGCCCGGGCACGGCCCCUUAGAGCUACUGUCGUAGGUGCCCGAGGUCGGGCGGGACGCUGGGAGGAGACAGCAGGGUAGGAACUGGGCGCCCUGCGGGGAAGCCCCCGCCCAGGCUCCCGCCAAGGCCUCUCUCCCUGGCGGACAAAGGCCCCGGACCCUCGGCGCUCUGCCCAGCAUGCCCCUCCCCUUUUUAUAUGAAUGUUUUUAUAUCGUGUGCUUGGGGAAGUUGCUGCGGCCUCUUCUGCCCGAGCCUGAGCCAGUGCGUCGUCUCCCCUCUUCCUUGGGGCAGCUGGGAGUCAGGUGGGAGCCGGAGGCAGGCCUGAGGGCGGAUGGAAUUAUGUCGGCAUUAUUUUUUAAUUUUUUAAAAAUAAAUGGUAUCUUAUUUAAUGGUCCUGUUCCUUCCCACUCCCCCCCGACCCUGGGACGUCAGCCUGAGCUCGGGGCAGGUCCAGGGGCGAGGAGGGUGAAGCCACGGUUGGGAACGGGGCCUGGGGGCCUUUGCUGUGUUCCCUGCUCCCCGGCUCCCCUUCCCCGACACCUACCUCUGCAGUGUGACCCCAAGAGAAGCGAGGGUGGCCGGGACCAGCGCCUGCACAGCCAGCGGCGCCGCCUCGCCGGGCGCAGGAGCUCCUGCUGCCUCCCUGGGACUGUCUCUCCCACCCUGCCGGCUGGGGAGAAGGCGGGCAGAAGGCCCAGCAGAUGGGGGUACCCACCGCAGGGCCCGGCCUGGACCCUCAGCUUUGACUCCCCUGCCCCUCCCCCACCAGGACUGCCUUGCCCCAGGCCCUCCAGCCGUGUCGUGUGUGUCCUGUGCCUUUUCUCACUGUUCGGGGGUGGGGCGGUUUCUCACUGAGGGGGAUACACCUGUGGCUUCUCCAUGUUGGCUCAUUUACCGUGUCCCAGACAGAGCAUCAAUAAACAGAUUGGUACCACCCAG